AUGACGGCUCUCUGGCCUGCCUCCGGAGAUGCCUAUGGUGCUAAUGCCUCUGGAGAUGCCUAUGGUGCUGAUCCUGUUCAGCCCCAGGAAGGCAGGAGGAAGGAUGGACACUGUGAGAACCAUGGGCAACGUGACCAGGAGCUCAUGGAGCCUGGGCAGGGGGCAUCGACGGACCCUUUUGAGGAAAAGUUACAGAGGCUGAAGGAGGCCUUCAACACAGGGAAGACAAAGAUGGCCAAGUUCAGGGCUGAACAACUCGAGAGCCUGGGCCGCUUCCUGCAGGACAACAGCAAGCAGCUCCAUGAUGCCCUGGAUGGAGACCUGGGCAAGUCAGCCUUCGAGUCAGACAUGAGUGAGAUCAUCCUGUGCCAGAACGAGGUGGACCUGGCCCUCAAGAACCUGCAGACGUGGAUGAAGGACGAGUCUGUGUCCACCAACUUACUCACAAAGUUCAGCUCAGCCUUCAUCCGGAAAGAGCCCUUUGGCCUGGUACUUAUCAUCGCUCCCUGGAAUUAUCCUCUGAACUUGAUGAUCAUGCCUCUCGUGGGGGCCAUUGCUGCAGGAAACUGUGUGGUGCUGAAGCCAUCAGAAAUGAGCAAGAACACAGAGAAGGUGCUGGCAGAGCUGCUACCCCAGUAUCUGGACCAGAGCUGCUUUGCUGUGGUGCUGGGUGGGCCCGAGGAGACCGGGCAGCUGCUGAAGCACAAAUUUGACUACAUCUUCUUCACAGGGAGCCCUCGGGUAGGCAAGAUCGUCAUGGCCGCUGCCGCCAAACACCUGACGCCCAUCACCCUGGAGCUGGGGGGUAAGAACCCCUGCUAUGUGGACGACAACUGCGACCCCCAGACAGUGGCCAACCGCGUGGCCUGGUUCCGCUACUUCAACGCCGGCCAGACCUGUGUGGCCCCGGAUUAUGUCCUGUGUAGCCAGGAGAUGCAGGAGCGGCUGGUGCCCGCCCUGCAGAAUGCCAUCACGCGUUUCUAUGGAGACAACCCACAGACCUCCCCCAACCUGGGCAGAAUCAUCAACCAGAAGCAUUUCAAGCGGCUGCAGGGAUUGCUGGGCUGUGGCCGUGUGGCCAUCGGGGGCCAGAGUGAUGAGGGGGAGCGCUACAUUGCCCCCACAGUGUUAGUGGAUGUGCAGGAGACAGAGCCCGUGAUGCAGGAGGAGAUCUUUGGACCCAUCCUGCCCCUGGUGACUGUGAGGACCCUGGAUGAGGCCAUCGAGUUCAUCAACCGGAGGGAGAAGCCACUUGCGCUGUAUGCCUAUUCCAACAAUGUGGAGGUCAUCAAACAGGUGUUGGCCCGGACCAGCAGUGGGGGCUUCUGCGGGAACGAUGGCUUCAUGCACAUGACCCUGUCCAGCCUUCCUUUUGGAGGAGUGGGAUCGAGUGGGAUGGGCAGAUACCACGGCAAGUUCUCCUUUGACACCUUUUCUAAUCAGCGUGCCUGCCUGCUGAGCUGCUCUGGGAUGGAAAAGCUUAAUGACCUCCGUUACCCACCCUAUAGUCCCCGUAGGCAACAGCUGCUAAGAUGGGCUAUGGGCUCCCAGAGCUGCUCCCUCCUGUGAAUGUCACCUUGACUCCUCUCUCUUGCUGUCCUGCCCCAACAUACCUGAGCUUUCAGUGGAUUCCAAGUCCCCAGUGGUUCCUGAAAGACAGGUGUCUGGUCCAGCCUGUGAACACCCCACUUCUGGAACUCUUUCUGAACACACCUGCAGCCAUGCAAAGCCUCCAGGUAGCUGGUCCAGCCCCUGCCUGUAGCACAGCACCCUCAGCAGCCUCCUGACCUUCUGCUUAGACAGAGAGAUUCCCUCACCAAGUUUGGGCAGACCUGGUGACUGAGGGGGACUUUCUUUGUCAGAUCAUAACAGGAUCCCAAAAGACAGAGCAGUUGCUGACAACUCCUGGAGGGUGGCUUUGUCCCACCUGAAGUGACAUGAUCAUGAACCCAGAUCAGAAUAAUUGGUGGAAUCUGUCUGAAGCGUG
Molecule: messenger RNA, 1987 nt
Organism: Rattus rattus (black rat)
Lineage: Eukaryota; Metazoa; Chordata; Mammalia; Rodentia; Muridae
Product: aldehyde dehydrogenase family 3 member B3
Exons: 11
Coding region: 1-1569 (522 amino acids)
Biological process (GO): aldehyde metabolic process
Cellular component (GO): cytoplasm
Molecular function (GO): aldehyde dehydrogenase (NAD+) activity
Source: RefSeq, a predicted model, not a curated record